AUGGCAAGCAAACAGCAGAGUGCGUGGGCGGCGUCACUUCCCAAUCGAUAAUAUCCACGAAAAUGUAUUUCAGGAGUGCCGAAACCGAGAAAGCCAGCAAAGAGCAAAGAACGGACGGUCGAGAAGGAGGCGAGUCAGAAGACGAUGAUGUGCGAGGAGCCGCAGCCGGCCGCCAACGAUCGCAAGCAGCAACGCAAACAGGUAAAAUUUUGGUCAAUUGUAGCAGAGCAGAUUCGAGAAGAUUCUCGGAAAUUAACGAUUCGCUUUAUUUUGAGUGCUUUUCGACAAGUUUGAAGACUGAUCUUUCUUCGAAAACGCUUGAUUCUAUGUUGUCGAAAAGUGCAAAAGCUCAGCCCAUUUCAGAUCGUGAAAUUCGUGCGUACGACGUUCUUGAAGGGUCCGCCGGGUCUGCGUCUUGAGUUCGCCUCAAUGAAGCGUUUCAACGAUUUCGAGAAGAUGAAGGCGUUCAAGGAGGCGCAGGAGCACGGCAAGAACCGCUACAAGGACGUCGGCUGCCUCGACAACAACCGCGUCAAACUGGGCGCUCCGUGGCCACACGAGUACAUUCACGCAAACUAUGUGGCGACGCCGACGAACGCGAAACGCUUCAUUUGUGCGCAGGCGCCGCUCGAGAAGACGUGCGCCGACUUCUGGUUUAUGUGUCUGCAGGAGCGCGUCGAGACCAUCUUCAUGCUGUGCAACAUGGUGGAGAAGGGCGCGAAAAAGUGCUUCCAGUACUAUCCGACCAAGGAAAAGGCGCUCGAGUUUGAGGAGAAGGGGCUGAAGAUUGUGGUGCAGCACGAGACGAGCAAUCGGCACAAGUUCGCGAGCAACACGGAGGCCAAGGUGCUGGAGACGGUGCUGGCGGUCGAGGGACCGAACGGGGCCACGCUCAAGACCACUCACUACCACUGGGUCGACUGGCCCGACCGCGGAGUCCCGCCGCCCGACAUGGCCAUUCUUGAGUUGCUCGGCAAGGCCAGAUCAUCCAAGUGAGAGUGUGCAAUACUCAUCAAAACCAUAGCAUUUGACUGCAGUCACUCUCUACCGCAAACCACGCGAAUUCAGUGCUUAAACGUGGGAUUGCGGUAGAGCGCGAUUGCAGUCAAAUGCCGUCAUAAUAGAAAAGCCCGAUUAUGCAUGGAAAUGUUCAAAUUUUACAAAAACUUGGCCUUUUCUGGCACUUUUUCGAAGAAUUUUCGUAUUUUCAGAUGCCCGAUCGUGGUGCACUGCUCGGCGGGCAUCGGCCGCACCGGCUCCGUCGUCAUGAUCGAGUACAUAAUGGACCAACUGCUCGCCGGACAGACUAUCGAGGAGAGCGACAAGAUUCUGCAGAAGAUCAGGGAUCAGCGCAACAAUUCCAUUCAGGUGGGUGGGACCAUCAGUUGAUCGAGGGACCAGGGACCAUAUUUCAGACGGAACACCAGUACCUGUUCGUGCACCAGGUCAUGCUGAACUUCUUCCGCGGAAAGGGUCUUUUCGACGACGAAGCCAUGAAAGCGCACGACACUUUCACCGAACAAUAUCAGAAAUUCGUCCUUUGA
Molecule: messenger RNA, 1544 nt
Organism: Caenorhabditis sp. 36 PRJEB53466
Lineage: Eukaryota; Metazoa; Nematoda; Chromadorea; Rhabditida; Rhabditidae
Source: the annotation of a GenBank genome assembly